AACCUCGUCAUCCACUCCUCCCAGGGUCGGAGCGCAGGGGGCGGGGCCCUGGACAGCAAAACAUGGCCACAGGCGUCUACCCUGCAGCCAAUCUAGCUCCGGUAGGGAGUGAGGCCUCGCCCUUGGCGCCGGUUCCGCCAAUAGACAGGUGACCCGCGAGUCUCUUUUGGGUCCCCAUAGCAGCCUGGCGCACUCAGGCUCUCAUUGGCUACGUCUUUGGUAGUGCCGCGCCCAGCGCUCCGACGCUAGCGGCCGUGCCACGUAGACAGCAGCUGAUUGGCCCGCUGGGGUCACGUCAUUGCCCGCGCCUAGUGCGGUCCGAGUARUCUGCCAGCCGCCCACCGCCCGCUAGGUAACUUGUGUUCUUGCGGCCGGAUGCCGGCGUCAGGUUAGGCCAGGCGAACAAAUUGAAACCAGAGUUGGUCAGUCUGACUGGUGAAGGGCGUGGGGCAGGACACAGCGGGUGUAGUUCGUGGCCAGUGUUGGCCAGGCGGGGUGCAGGCACCUUGGAGCCUAGGAUUGACUCCCGUCGCCCACAGGCGAGAUGAAGGCACUGAUCUUGGUAGGCGGCUAUGGAACGCGGCUGAGGCCACUAACGCUGAGUACCCCGAAGCCGCUGGUAGACUUCUGCAAUAAGCCCAUCCUGCUGCAUCAAGUGGAGGCCCUUGCUGCGGCAGGCGUGGAUCACGUGAUCCUGGCUGUGAGCUACAUGUCGCAGGUGCUGGAGAAAGAAAUGAAGACACAGGAGCAGAGGCUGGGAAUCCGAAUCUCCAUGUCUCAUGAAGAGGAGCCUUUGGGGACAGCUGGGCCCCUGGCAUUGGCCCGUGACCUGCUCUCUGAGACUGCAGACCCUUUCUUCGUCCUCAACAGCGACGUGAUCUGUGAUUUCCCCUUCCAAGCCAUGGUGCAAUUCCAUCAGCACCAUGGUCAGGAGGGCUCCAUCCUGGUGACCAAGGUGGAGGAGCCUUCUAAGUACGGUGUGGUGGUAUGUGAGGCUGACACGGGCCGCAUUCACCGGUUUGUGGAGAAGCCACAGGUAUUUGUGUCCAAUAAGAUCAACGCAGGCAUGUACAUCCUGAGCCCUGCAGUGCUGCAACGCAUCCAGCUGCAGCCUACAUCCAUUGAAAAGGAGGUCUUCCCCAUUAUGGCCAAGGAGGGGCAGCUAUAUGCCAUGGAGCUGCAGGGCUUCUGGAUGGAUAUCGGUCAGCCCAAGGAUUUCCUCACUGGCAUGUGUCUCUUCCUUCAGUCACUGAGGCAGAAGCAACCUGAGCGAUUAUGCUCAGGCCCUGGCAUUGUGGGCAAUGUUCUUGUGGAUCCAAGUGCCCGAAUUGGCCAGAACUGCUGCAUUGGUCCCAAUGUGAGCCUGGGUCCUGGUGUGGUGGUGGAGGAUGGCGUGUGCAUCCGGCGGUGCACAGUGCUGCGGGAUGCCCACAUACGUUCCCAUUCCUGGCUUGAGUCAUGCAUCGUGGGCUGGCGCUGCCGUGUGGGCCAGUGGGUGCGUAUGGAGAACGUAACUGUGCUGGGCGAGGAUGUUAUAGUUAACGACGAGCUCUACCUCAACGGAGCCAGUGUGCUGCCCCACAAGUCUAUUGGUGAAUCAGUGCCAGAGCCUCGUAUCAUUAUGUGAGGGGAUGCCUGGGGCUGGCCGAACCCCUAUUUUUCCCCAUCAGCAAGAGGAGCACUGGCUUGACACACAAAAGGCCCUGGACUUGGUGCUAUUUGUCUGGGGAGGAUUGGUUGAGGAUGAAGCUGCUGAACACCUGCCUUCUCACUUGGACAUAAAGUAGCAGAAUCCCUGCUGGGCCACACCCUACAAACCCCACUCCCUUAAAAAGGGCCAGGCCAGGGCUGUAUGGAAUAAUAAUUUAAUGUUUACUGUG
Messenger RNA from Urocitellus parryii (Arctic ground squirrel), 1880 nucleotides. RefSeq names its product GDP-mannose pyrophosphorylase B (gene Gmppb). NCBI's taxonomy places the organism in Eukaryota, Metazoa, Chordata, Mammalia, Rodentia, Sciuridae. The record is from RefSeq and is a predicted model, not a curated record. Gene Ontology annotation, molecular function: GTP binding; mannose-1-phosphate guanylyltransferase (GTP) activity. Gene Ontology annotation, biological process: GDP-mannose biosynthetic process.